This is a messenger RNA of Lynx canadensis (Canada lynx), 2623 nucleotides long. It is a transcript of the gene HNRNPLL, whose product is annotated as heterogeneous nuclear ribonucleoprotein L like. NCBI's taxonomy places the organism in Eukaryota, Metazoa, Chordata, Mammalia, Carnivora, Felidae. Gene Ontology annotation, cellular component: nucleus. Gene Ontology annotation, molecular function: mRNA binding. Gene Ontology annotation, biological process: mRNA processing; regulation of RNA splicing. Bases 281 to 1939 code for a protein of 552 amino acids. The record is from RefSeq and is a predicted model, not a curated record. The transcript is spliced from 14 exons.
CUGGGAGCGAAGACGGAGGAGGAGGAGGGAGAGGCUGAAUGUUGGCUCCGUAAUUAAAGGGGAGCGGCCGCUCCGGAGCCUCCUCCCGGGGCGCCCCCUCAUCCCGCCCGAUCUCUGCACCCCCACUGGCUCCUGGGCGCCUGGCCCCCGCGGACGGCCCGGCAGCGCAGACCUUCUCUGAAGAGACGCGGCCAGUGGCGGGGACUGGCCGGCGGCGUCCGAGGCCCGCGCCCCGCCGCCACCCCCACCCGCUUGCCCGCCGGUCCCUCCGGCCGCCGCCAUGUCCUCCUCCUCAUCCUCUCCCAGGGAGGCGUACGAGGAGGACCGCGAGUACGAGAGCCAGGCCAAGCGCCUUAAGACCGAGGAGGGGGAGAUCGACUACUCGGCUGAGGAAGGCGAGAACCGCCGGGAAGCGACGCCCCGGGGCGGGGGCGAUGGCGGCGGCGGCGGCCGGAGCUUCUCACAGCCGCUUGUAGUUUCAGCCACAGCAACAAUUCAGGAGGCAGGUGGAAGUCAUCAUAAAGUUUCUGUUUCACCUGUUGUCCAUGUUCGAGGACUCUGUGAAUCUGUGGUGGAAGCAGACCUUGUGGAGGCCCUGGAGAAAUUUGGGACAAUAUGCUAUGUUAUGAUGAUGCCAUUUAAACGGCAGGCUCUAGUGGAAUUUGAAAACAUAGAUAGUGCCAAAGAAUGUGUGACCUUUGCUGCGGAUGAACCUGUGUACAUUGCUGGUCAACAGGCUUUUUUCAACUAUUCUACGAGCAAAAGGAUCACUCGGCCAGGAAAUACCGAUGAUCCAUCAGGAGGCAACAAAGUUCUUCUGCUAUCAAUUCAGAAUCCUCUUUAUCCAAUUACAGUGGAUGUUUUAUAUACAGUAUGCAACCCUGUUGGAAAAGUACAACGUAUUGUUAUAUUCAAGAGAAAUGGGAUACAAGCAAUGGUUGAGUUUGAAUCAGUCCUUUGUGCCCAGAAAGCUAAAGCAGCACUCAAUGGAGCAGACAUAUAUGCUGGAUGUUGCACACUAAAAAUCGAAUAUGCAAGGCCAACUCGUCUAAAUGUUAUUAGGAAUGACAAUGACAGUUGGGACUACACUAAACCAUAUUUGGGAAGGCGAGAUAGAGGAAAGGGUCGCCAGAGACAAGCCAUUUUGGGAGAACACCCUUCUUCGUUUAGACAUGAUGGCUAUGGCUCCCAUGGUCCAUUAUUGCCUUUACCAAGUCGUUACAGAAUGGGCUCUCGAGAUACACCUGAGCUUGUGGCGUAUCCGUUACCACAGGCUUCUUCCUCUUACAUGCAUGGAGGAAAUCCGUCUGGUUCAGUUGUAAUGGUUAGUGGAUUACAUCAGCUAAAAAUGAAUUGUUCAAGAGUGUUCAACCUAUUCUGCUUAUAUGGAAAUAUUGAAAAGGUAAAGUUUAUGAAGACCAUUCCUGGUACAGCACUGGUAGAAAUGGGUGAUGAGUAUGCUGUAGAAAGAGCUGUCACACACCUUAACAAUGUCAAAUUAUUUGGGAAAAGACUUAAUGUUUGUGUGUCUAAACAACAUUCAGUUGUUCCAAGUCAAAUAUUUGAGCUGGAGGAUGGUACAAGUAGCUACAAAGAUUUUGCAAUGAGCAAAAAUAAUCGCUUUACAAGUGCUGGUCAAGCAUCUAAGAAUAUAAUUCAGCCGCCCUCGUGCGUGCUGCAUUAUUAUAAUGUUCCAUUGUGUGUCACAGAGGAGACCUUCACCAAGUUAUGUAAUGACCAUGAAGUUCUUACAUUCAUCAAAUAUAAAGUGUUUGAUGCAAAACCUUCUGCCAAAACACUUUCUGGGCUGUUAGAAUGGGAAUGCAAAACUGAUGCAGUGGAAGCCCUUACCGCACUUAAUCACUACCAGAUAAGAGUUCCAAAUGGUUCCAAUCCCUACACAUUGAAGCUUUGCUUUUCUACAUCAUCCCAUUUAUAAGAAGAGAAGAGCAUGUUAGAAUUUAUGUUCACCUUUAUUACAGUUUUAAAGCUACACUUCAUUAAAAAAAAUCUAAGAUUGUUGAUCUAAUGUUGCCUUGCUUCCUUUGAUUUAAGAUCCUGUUCUGUAAUAAACAAAUAUUUUGCCUUGAGUAAAUUUGUUGUAAAGUUAAAUAUUGAAUUGUUUUCAUUUUAAAAUAGAAUAUCAUAAUGUAGACUAUCUACAGCUUCCUUGUAGAUUACUCAAAUAUAUGAUUUCUAAUCUUAUUAUUUUUCUUCCACAGUGAAAAUAUAUUUGCAUUCUUAAUGCUAACUAUCUGCAAGUAUUUUUCCAUUGUGUAUGAGAUUAAUGCAGGUGAAAGUAUUGCAUUUUAAUAUUAUAGAAUUCCUAUUAUAUGUUUAGAUGUUUACGUAUGUUGCAGUUAUUCAUAUUAAACAUAACUUGUAUUUAUUAAGUAUUUUAAUCAAGUUUGAGAAUAACAUUGCACAUAAUGAAUUUUAAGUACUAAAGAUUUAGCUGAUUUUAUAUUUCUGAAAGGCUAACAGACAUGGGUACACUUGUACAGUAUGCACUCAAACUUAUUUAAAUUGGUGUAAUUUUUUUUUUUUAAGUCAUUGUCCAUUUGUAUUGACAUGCCUCUGUUUCUAGUUCCAGUUUGGAGAUUUUAUAAAGUUACAACAAUGA